Molecule: messenger RNA, 705 nt
Organism: Solanum dulcamara
Lineage: Eukaryota; Viridiplantae; Streptophyta; Magnoliopsida; Solanales; Solanaceae
Exons: 5
Coding region: 148-534 (128 amino acids)
Biological process (GO): mRNA splicing, via spliceosome; maturation of SSU-rRNA; ribosome biogenesis
Cellular component (GO): nucleolus; box C/D methylation guide snoRNP complex; U4/U6 x U5 tri-snRNP complex
Molecular function (GO): RNA binding
Source: RefSeq, a predicted model, not a curated record
UAAUUAAAGUAUCAAAAGUGCCACCAAAUAAAACCCAAUUCUUGAAAUAGCCCCCUCUUCGUUCCCUUAAAACCUUAGCUUCUCUCUGUUAAAGCUUCCAUAAACCCUAAUUGCAGCUCCCUCCCACAUUAUCAACUCUCUGCCACCAUGACUACAGAAACUGUGAACCCGAAAGCAUAUCCACUUGCAGAUUCGCAGCUAACUACAACGAUAAUGGACUUGGUUCAACAAGCUGCCAACUAUAAGCAGCUUAAGAAGGGUGCUAAUGAAGCUACUAAAACACUAAACAGAGGAAUUGCAGAAUUUGUUGUCAUGGCAGCUGAUACAGAGCCCCUUGAAAUCCUUCUUCACCUCCCACUCCUUGCUGAAGAUAAGAAUGUCCCCUAUGUUUUUGUUCCUUCAAAGCAAGCUCUUGGUCGAGCAUGUGGUGUUACCCGGCCUGUGAUUUCUUGUUCUGUAACAAGCAAUGAGGGAAGCCAGUUGAAAUCACAAAUACAGCAACUGAAGGAUGCUAUUGAGAAGCUUCUUAUUUGAAAUUUAAGCCUUUUCAGCAUGAGGGGCCUCAUGAUUUCUAAAGUGGAUUCAAUGUUGAGGCUUUGACUGAAAGCAGUUAUUUCUUUUCUUUUUUUGUUUCCUCUCUCAUGAGUAUGUUAAGACAACCUAUUGUGUUUGGCAAGUUAAAAUCAAGUUUUAUAUCACAGUUUA